This is a messenger RNA of Passer domesticus (house sparrow), 1003 nucleotides long. Its product is annotated as olfactory receptor 14J1-like. Gene Ontology annotation, molecular function: olfactory receptor activity; G protein-coupled receptor activity. The record is from RefSeq and is a predicted model, not a curated record. Gene Ontology annotation, cellular component: plasma membrane. Lineage: Eukaryota; Metazoa; Chordata; Aves; Passeriformes; Passeridae. Gene Ontology annotation, biological process: detection of chemical stimulus involved in sensory perception of smell; G protein-coupled receptor signaling pathway. The coding region runs from base 1 to 933 and encodes 310 amino acids. The transcript has a single exon.
AUGUCCAACAGCAGCUCCAUCAGCCACUUCCUGCUGCUGGCAUUGGCAGACACGCGGCAGCUGCAGCUCCUGCACUUCUGCCUCUUGCUGGGCAUCUCCCUGGCUGCCCUCCUGGGCAACGGCCUCAUCAUCAGCGCCGUAGCCUGCGGCCACCACCUGCACACGCCCAUGUUCUUCUUCCUGCUCAACCUGGCCCUCAGCGACCUGGGCUCCAUCUGCACCACUGUCCCCAAAGCCAUGCACAAUUCCCUCUGGGACACCAGGAACAUCUCCUACAAAGGAUGUGCUGCACAGCUCUUUUUCUUACUGUUCUUCAUGGGAGCAGAGUACUAUCUCUUGACCCUCAUGUGCUACGACCGCUACGUGUCCAUCUGCAAACCCCUGCACUACGGGACCCUCCUGGGCAGCAGAGCUUGUGCCCACAUGGCAGCAGCUGCCUGGGCCAGUGCCUUUCUCAAUGCUCUGCUGCUCACGGCCAACACAUUUUCCCUGCCCCUGUGCCAUGGCAAUGUCCUGGGCCAGUUCUUCUGUGAAAUCCCGGCAAUCCUCAAGCUCUCCUGCUCCAAAUCCUACCUCAGGGAAUUUGGACUCAUUGCCAUUACUGCCAGUUUAUCAUUUUGUUGCUUUGUGUUCAUUGUUUUCUCCUAUGUGCAGCUCUUCAGGGCUGUGCUGAGGAUCCCCUCUGAGCAGGGACGGCACAAAGCCUUUUCCACCUGCCUCCCUCACCUGGCUGUGGUCUCCCUGUUCCUCAGCACUGCAAUGUUUGCCUACCUAAAGCCCCCCUUCGUGUCCUCACUCUCCCUGGAUUUGGCCCUGUCAGUUCUGUACUCAGUGGUGCCUCCAGCCCUGAACCCCCUCAUCUACAGCCUGAGGAACCAGGAGCUCAAGGCUGCAGUGAGGAGACUGAUGACUGGAUGCUUUCAGAGACAUUAAAUGGCUGGCCAAUUUCAGCAAAUAUCUUCUAAUACAUGUCUUCUUUGAUAUUUCUUGGUGGUUUGAUUCU